Vombatus ursinus (common wombat) is the source of this 6348-nucleotide messenger RNA. It is a transcript of the gene EPB41, whose product is annotated as erythrocyte membrane protein band 4.1. Gene Ontology annotation, molecular function: actin binding; structural molecule activity. The coding region runs from base 94 to 3054 and encodes 986 amino acids. Gene Ontology annotation, cellular component: cytoskeleton; plasma membrane. The record is from RefSeq and is a predicted model, not a curated record. Gene Ontology annotation, biological process: cortical actin cytoskeleton organization. Lineage: Eukaryota; Metazoa; Chordata; Mammalia; Diprotodontia; Vombatidae. The transcript has 20 exons.
GCGAGGCGGCGGCGCCUCCUGCCAUUGUUCCUCGGGCGGCGGCGGGAGCGGGAGCGGCGCGAGCAUCCCGAGCCGAGCACGGUGAGCUACAUCAUGACAACAGAGAAGGGCUUAGUGGCCGAGGCCGAGAAUCCACAACACCAACAGCAAAAAGAAGAAGGUGAAGGAGCCGCCAGAACAGGAACACAAGAGGCUCAGCUGGAGGAGUCAUCGCAGAAGGCAGCUGAGGGGAUUAAUCAUUCCGAACAGAAGCAGAAGGCUUCCAAUGGUGACACCCCUCCACACGAGGACUUGAGUAAGAACAAAGAGCGGACAUCAGAAAGCCGAGGCCUGUCCCGUCUGUUCUCCUCUUUUCUCAAGAGGCCUAAGUCUCAAGUCUCCGAAGAUGAAGGCAAAGAAAUAGAAUUAGCUAAGGAUAAAAGAGAGGGAGGUCAGAGGGAAACAGAGUUUGGAGCUGGUGUUGAUGAAGAGAUCCUUUUAAAGGCUCCCAUAGCUGCCCCUGAACCUGAACUUAAAACAGACCCGUCUUUGGACCUUCAUUCUUUAAGCAGCGCAGAAACACAGCCUGCCCAGGAAGAACAUGGAGAAGAUCUAGAGUUUGAAACUAAGGAAGGAGAAGAACCUGAAGAAGGCUCCAAUACAGAUGUGAAAAAAGAAAGUGUGGAACCAAAAACUGAGAAAGAGCUCGGGUCUUCCCAUAAAGCUGUCAGAAGACACAGAAACAUGCAGUGCAAGGUGUCCUUGCUGGAUGACACAGUUUAUGAAUGUGUUGUGGAGAAACACGCUAAAGGACAAGAUCUGAUAAAAAAAGUAUGUGAACAUCUCAAUCUGUUGGAAGAGGACUACUUUGGUCUAGCCAUAUGGGAUAAUGCAACUUCCAAGACUUGGCUGGAUCCUGCCAAAGAAAUAAAAAAGCAGGUUCAUGGAGCCCCUUGGAAUUUUACAUUCAAUGUGAAGUUUUAUCCACCUGACCCAGCACAAUUAUCAGAAGAUAUAACAAGGUAUUACUUAUGUCUUCAGCUUCGGCAGGACAUUGUUACAGGACGACUGCCCUGCUCCUUUGCCACUUUAGCUCUGCUGAGUUCUUACACUGUCCAAUCUGAAUUGGGAGACUAUGACCCAGAACUUCAUGGUGCUGAUUAUGUUAGUGAGUUUAAACUGGCCCCAAAUCAGACCAAAGAGCUUGAAGAAAAGGUCAUGGAACUUCAUAAAUCGUAUAGGUCUAUGACUCCAGCCCAGGCUGACCUGGAAUUUCUUGAAAAUGCCAAAAAGCUGUCCAUGUAUGGAGUUGACUUUCAUAAAGCAAAGGACUUGGAGGGAGUGGACAUCAUAUUGGGAGUGUGUUCCAGUGGCCUUCUUGUUUACAAAGACAAGCUGAGAAUUAACCGCUUUCCUUGGCCCAAAGUGCUGAAGAUUUCCUAUAAGCGUAGCAGCUUUUUUAUCAAGAUUCGACCUGGAGAGCAUGAGCAAUAUGAAAGUACCAUUGGAUUCAAACUUCCCAGUUAUCGAGCAGCUAAGAAAUUGUGGAAAGUAUGUGUAGAGCAUCAUACAUUUUUCAGACUAACAUCCACCGAAACCAUUCCCAAGAGCAGGUUCCUUGCCCUAGGAUCCAAAUUUCGUUACAGUGGCCGGACUCAGGCCCAGACCAGACAAGCCAGUGCUCUUAUUGACAGGCCUGCACCACACUUUGAGCGUACAGCAAGCAAACGGGCCUCUCGGAGCCUUGAUGGAGCUGGAGCAGUAGAGACACCAGACCGAAGCCCUCGGCCUACCUCAGCACCAGCCAUUGCUCAGAGCCACGGUCCAGAAGGCAGCUUGCCUGGUACCUUGAAUGGCAAGAAACCCACAGUCUCUCAAGUGCAGAAGGAGGCUGUGAAGGGAGAGACGAAGAAGGAAGAAGUGGCACCAGAAGAGGUGGAAGCAGAGCCUGCUGAAGUGUGGAAGAAAAAAACAAAGACACUAGAUGGUGAAAACAUUUAUAUCAGACAUAGCAAUUUAAUGUUGGAGGAUUUAGACAAGACCCAGGAGGAGAUCAGGAAGCACCAUGCCAGCAUUAGCGAGCUCAAGAAGAGCUUCAUGGAGGCUGUCCCAGAGCCUCGGCCCAGCGAGUGGGACAAGCGCCUGUCGACCCACUCCCCCUUCCGGACGCUGAACCUCAAUGGGCAGAUUCCCUCAGGAGAAGGAACUAUGAAUGACAUUCCUAAAGAGGAAGUGGAUGCAGUGACAGAGAAACGAAACCUUGACUCUGAAUGGGAGGGCCUUGAGCAUUCAGUAGCUCAUAGUGGGACCCAAAUGACAACCCCCUCGGAGUCUCUACAAAGCCACGACUUUGGGCCUGUCUCCAUAAACGUCAAGGAGGCAGAAGACAAGGCACAUGGGUCAGCUGGUCUCUUUGAUAACAAAGAGAUGCAAAGUUGUCCAAAUGGGGUAUGUACAGGUGUAGAAGAGCAAGCUGGUGCCUUAAAGCUCUCGAAGUGCAUGCUCUCAGACACACCUGCUUCCUGUCAGCUGUACACUGGUGAAAAAGAGGCAGAGAGUGGUGAAGACCAUGUUACACCAAAUGAGCAACCUGGGAAGCAAAAUGGACCAUAUCCUGACUUUCACAUGGGUUCAGGGUUCCCCACCCUCAUUCGAAGUUUCCAGCCUCCCCUGGUAAAGACUCAGACAGUCACCAUCUCGGAUGUUACUAAUGCUGGGAAAAGUGAAAUCCCAACCAAAGAUGUCCCCAUUGUUCACACUGAGACAAAAACCAUCACUUAUGAGGCUGCCCAGACUGAGGAGGGCAGUGUUGACUUAGACCCUGGUGUCCUGCUGACAGCUCAGACCAUUACAUCAGAGACCACAAGCAGCACCACCACAACUCAGAUUACCAAGACCGUAAAAGGUGGGAUCUCAGAGACCCGGAUUGAAAAAAGAAUUGUGAUCACAGGAGAUGCUGACAUUGAUCAUGAUCAGGUCCUUGUGCAGGCAAUCAAAGAAGCCAAGGAGCAGCACCCCGACAUGUCAGUGACCAAGGUUGUUGUCCAUCAGGAGACUGAGAUCGAUGAAGAGUAACUCAGGAAUCUCACCCCACACCUUUUCCAGUCAUGGAGAAAACUAACGGAACAAUAAGAAAACUUCCUUCAGCAUUCAGGCUUUGGACUUUCAAGAUUUUUCUAAAUCACUGAAAAUUCAUUUUCCUUUGCAUUUGGAGUUAAUGAUGUGGGAUUCUUCUAGAUGCCACUGAGCCUUUGCCAUAGCUUUUUCUAGAUUGUGAUGUCAGAAACUGCCCAGCUUUUUACUCUGUGGACUGUUUUUUAGCUAAGCGGUGGUGAUUUUUUUCAGGGUGGCUUGCACUCUUCACUUUUUCAUACCUGUUUCUGACACCAGGCACUGACCAUUCCAUGGGCUUUGCCGCCUCGCAAGAACCUCAUCCACUGUGCUGGAGGAGAAAGCCAGGUUAUUUGGUCUCUGUUCUUUAUUGUACCCUCUUGGUGACAGACAUGGCUACAAAAACCAACUCUUCUCCUUCUGGAGCCAAUGAGUUCACUUCAUCUGCCUGAUUGAAGCCUGGGAUAGUAGGGGCAUCUCCCUGGUGCCUGACUGGAAGGGUGUUCCUCUGUGAAUCAUGGGCAGAGAGCCAAACGCACACCAUAAUGGGCAGAGACCUUGGCUGCGAAUGUAGUGUUUUUCUCUUUAACACUUUUUUUUUUCAAAAGCUAUUUCAGUAGCUGUUUAGAGCAAAGAAACUGGAACUUCAUAUAUAUGAUACUGUGAAUUCUCAAGCACAUUCAUGGAACUGUCACCCACCUCCUUAACCUUUUGGCCCCUUCAGAAACAGCCUUUUCCCCCCUCUCCUAAUACAAUAGAUCAAACUUUAUGGAUAGUAGUCUCAAGACAACAGCUGCUGACCACCCAAGUGGACUGUGCGACAUCUACCCAGCAAGCACAAUCAGCAGAAGCAUCAAAAAGUCCUUGUUCCACCUAAUGGCUUCAGGAGAGACUAAGGGAGGGGGCUUAAUGAGGUGUGAGAGGAGGUCUCUGUUUCUGACCACUCAAUGCUCCCAAGUAGGACAGUGGUGAGAUUGGCCUUGAAUGGUCAGAUUCUGCCAAGAAGCCUUCCUGAGGCAGCUUCGCUGAUCUAGAAGUAUCAGAGUAGCCAGACCUGGCUGCUUCUCUUCUCCCCGCUAGGGCCUACCUGUAGGGGUUGAUCCCUAAGCCAAGGCCCUUGUGGGCCUGGGACCUUUGUCUCCUUUCCCAGGGUUGUAGCAUGACCUGGGAAUCAGAGCAUGUCUUCCUUUCAUAAGGCUUCACUAUUUUCUACUUGAGUUUGAGGCUUUCUGGAUUUGGUUUUGAAGUGUUAGAACUAAUAUCCUCAGGAUUUGUGAUCACAGUGUUCCCCUGUGCCUGCCUCUGAGGCACCUGCCUAACCUAACUUGGGGCUGUGGCCUAGAAUUGAGGAUUUUCUCUCAUGGUGACUGGUCCUCCCAUUGGCCUGCCUCUUUAGUCCCAAACAUAUCUUCCUGAGUCUUACCCUGGAAGGAGCAAGGGCUUCCUAGGAGGAGGACAGGGUGAGCUGCGAGGGGGAGGCAAGAAAGUUGGCAGUUUGUCCAAGCCGCAGAGUAGUAUCGUGCAGCUCACUCAUGUCAGCACCCUCCCCUCAGGCUGCCAUUCUGUAGCCUCCCUCCCCCAGAGCUUAUAAAACAGGAGUGGUGCCACAGCAGGCCAUGAGCGCCCACUUACUUUGGAAUUGAUCCCAGCUGGGGGAAAAGAGUGGGCCUCAGUGAGCUGUAGGCUGAAGUGGUGUCCCCUUGGAGAAGGCAGGCCCUCCCACCUGUGCUUUAGUCACAAAGGCCAACCCAGAAUGGAGCCAAUGAAGACACAGCCCCCAAUCAAGAAAGCAUACCAUGAGCCAUGGUACAUAGCAGCAAAGCCCAAAAUUCCCAAGAGGAAGCUAAUCACUCACCAGAAGGGAGAUAAGGCUCAGACAAGCAAGCAUGUGUCAUUUGUCACAUAGGGAACCAGGCCAGAGGGAGUGGAAGGCUCAUUGUGAGCCCAUCACCAUCAGGAGGGAGAACACCACAAAGCAUCUCUUUCCAUGGAGGAGAAGCCAGCAGUAUCAUCUUCACACGUGAAAUAGAACAAGGAGUUGAGAACGUCAUGAAAUGUGCCAGUGGGGCCUAGAAAUUUUGGUGUAAGGCCACCUUUUUUGGCAAGAAUGAGGACUGAGGUUUACAGAAAAGUUGUCCCAGAGCAGAGUGACACGACUUUUAAAGCAUAAAUGUGGUUGAGCUGAGUCCUCAUCCCAACUUCAUCCAUCCUUAGAGCGGAAUCCCUCCUCGACUCAUGCAAACCAAGCCCCAGUGAAAUUAAAUGGAUCAUGCAUUGUCACACAGCUAGUGAGUGGUGGACCUGUGGCUCUCUUUACUCCAUCACCUGGCUCACAAAGGGCUCACUCACUAGCUGUGUGGCCUUAGUCAAAACUUUUUCUCCCAUGGGCCUGUUUCCUUCAAGCAUAGUGGGGGUCAUUUGGCCUGCAAUAUUCCCUGCCCUACAGCCUCUCUCUUCUCUCCUCCCCUUGACCUUAACCCGACAGUAGACGUUGAGACUAUUUGGAUUUUUCUCUGCCUAUCGUAUUUUCCCUGUGAAAAGAACCAGAUGCAAAGGAGAUAGUGGGCUGCCCAGGGCACCAAGGACAGGAGAAAUAUGUAGGGCAAGAUCGGAACUCCAAGAGGCUCAGAAAUCCUCCCAGGCUUAGGGACUAGGCAGGAACUUGACCAAAGUGACUCAGACACACCACAGACAACUUUCUCUAUAGUUUUAUUCUCUUUCACCUCAAGAUGAGACUGCAGGGAUGGCUGUCUCACAGAUCGACCGAUCAUCCCUAGCUGCAGGCCAUCCAGAGCUUCUGUUUACAGCAUCUCAGGCCCACUCAGUAUCCAGUGCAGUGGGACAUGGGGGAGGGCAGGAGAGAAAAGACUUGGGGAGUCCAAGCCUACCACCCCAGCAGUGACUGGUCUUCUCACUCCAGAACGUUUUCCACCAAUUUGGUCCCCAAUCUAGAUUUCUUUCUACAAAUCAGUUUCAAGUGUAUUAUUUUAGUUGCAAAGAAAAAAAUGAAGGUCUGUAAAUUAAAAAAAAAUCCUCACAAUUUUGUAUUGUAUCGAAUGGCUGUUUACAUUUCUUGAUGAAUUAGGAGCAAUGGCAGCAGAAUCCAACGGGGAAAAUCCUUAGAUUAAAUUAGGUGAUGAUCAGAUCUGCUAUUUGGGACUUUGGUAGUGAGAAGGCAGGGUAGGUUGUGAUAGUGUUUAGAUAUACUGGGUCGGUCUUGCUGCUUGUAUUACUUUUUCAAUAAAUUUCAAACAAAAA